Molecule: messenger RNA, 1548 nt
Organism: Penicillium manginii
Lineage: Eukaryota; Fungi; Ascomycota; Eurotiomycetes; Eurotiales; Aspergillaceae
Product: putative MFS alpha-glucoside transporter
Exons: 7
Coding region: 1-1548 (515 amino acids)
Biological process (GO): transmembrane transport; carbohydrate transport
Cellular component (GO): membrane
Molecular function (GO): carbohydrate:proton symporter activity
Source: RefSeq, a predicted model, not a curated record
AUGCUGAAAGUGCAAUGGCGGUUUAUGCUGUGGUGUGAAUCAGCCCUUUGGAUAUCCAGCGGUGUGGUUAUGCAGGGCUACGAUGUUGUUGCCGGUGGCCAGUUAGCUGCUUUGCCUCAGUUUCAGAAGAAGUUCGGCCAUCUGCAGACUGACGGUAGCUAUCUGAUUCCAGCUCAUUAUUUGUCUGCUUGGAACUCUAUCACUCCCGCUUGUGAAAUCAUUUCGAGCUUUAUAUUCGUGCCGCUGCUUGAAAGGUUUGGGCGGAAGCCUGGAAUUCUGGUGGCUGCCUUCAUUUCUGUUGGGGGAAUCUUCCUUCAGCAGCUGGCAGAUAAUUGGAAGGUACACCUCGCUGGUCGUGGUAUCAAUGGCAUUGCCGUUGGCAUGAUGUUUACUAUUUCUCCUCUUUGGGUCGGGGAGACCUGUCAGCCCGAACUCCGAGGAUUCUUUCUCUGCUUCUUCAAUACGAGUAUCGUAUUCGGACAAUUUGCUAUGUUGGACUUCCAAGUUACAGCUCUGACUAUAUUAACUCCGCAAUGUAGGCAAUGGUGGCUACCUGUUGUCUCAAUGUACACUUUCCCUAUCAUUCUCUUAUCUGGAUGGCUGUUCUUCCCAGAGUCUCCUUACUGGCUAAUUCGUCAGGGCAAGAUAGCCAAGAGCAGGGAAUCCCUUAAAGUUGUUUACGGAAUCAAUGAUGUAUCGUUUUAUGACCUCGAAAUCAAUCGCAUGCAAGAAGAGAUUCGCGUUACAAGACUUCUUCAUGGCGAUCUUGAUUCAAAUCACCAUUGGCGAAUAUGCGGCAUCAACUUCUCUGCUGAGGUCGAUUGCUUCCGAGGUACUAAUCUCAGACGAACACUGACGGCUAUCUUUGCAGCCAGUGCUCAACAAAUGAUUGGUGCGAGUUUUGUUAUAGGGUAUGCUACAUACUUUCUUAAACUUAUCGGCAUCAAUGACUAUUUCAACGCAUCUGUCGCUCUUUAUGUUCUCAUGCUUCUUGCGAGCAUGGCUGCUUUUCCACUCACUGAGAUCGUCGGUCGCCGAAGUUUGAUUGUCGGGUCUCAGUUUGUCCUUUGCUUUCUUCUUCUGCUUAUUGGGAUCAUGGGGUGUAUCCCCAACCGCACUAAAGCGAGCACAGGAAUAAUUGCUUUUAUAUACGUCUGGGCUAUCAUUUAUCAGAUUUCCAUUGGAGCUACCGGAUUUGUACUGGCAUCGGAGAUCGCCACCAUGCGCUUGCGUGGCGCCACUCAGGGCAUGGUCACAAUCUCGAACGCUAUAUGGGGCCUUAUAAUGCAGUUCACUAUUCCUUACAUGAUUAACCCUGACACUGGCAAUCUCGGAGGAAAGGUAGGGUUCAUUUUCUUGGGCACUGGCUUAAUGGCUGCCAUCGGAGGUUUCUUCCUGUUCCCAGAAACCAAGGGAAUAUCCCCCGAGAAACUCGACGAACUAUUUUUUCAUAAGGUGAAACCACGCCACUUCAAGCAAAAGGCGAAGGAGACUCCACACAUCGCUAUCGGGGAGGUGAAAGCGGACACCAAUGGCGUCAAUUUUUAG